UUUUAAUUUUAAGGUUUCAUUACUUGUGGAGACUUUAUAAAACUGCCCUAAUUAUCCUACCCGGAAAUCUAUAGAUCAAAGAUUCAAAUAGAAAAAGAUGCCGGCCUGUAUUGUGACUAAGUGUCGUAACAAAUCUGGCCGCCGAGGACAAAGUCCCCAUAUAAUAAUGCACUAUUUUCCGAAUGACAUUGACCGUGUAGUUUUGUGGCUUGCACAAACUGGUCAAAAAUUUGCUGACAUCAAUGGUGUGGCCAAAAAAAUUGCCGAAGGAAGAAAAUCUAACAAAUAUGUCAUUUGUUCAGAUCAUUUUGCAGAGGAUUGCUAUAAAAACACUCAUUACGGAAGAGUUUUGAACAAGGAUGCAGUUCCUACCAUCUUUCCAGAUGUGGUUGAUGGAGAAAGUAUUAUUGAGGAAACUUUAAAAAAACCAACUGGACACUCUAGAAAGCGAGUUCGGGAUCCUGAUUUACCUACAACAAGUCUUUGCGAAAAUAUUUCUCCGGGUGAACCUAUUCUACCAGAAAUUGUAAAGUAUGGUAUGUGUAGUGUAUCAACCCAAACUGACUACAAUUUGACCAAUAGCAGAGUGUACUUGUUAUCCACUUCUCAAUCAUUAAACGAAGCCCAACUAUCAACUCAACAAGAACAAUGCCUUUUGAAUCCAAAUAUGUCCACACCUCUACAUCAAGGUGUACGCAGAGUUCUUGAAAGCAGUCCAGGAUUUUCAUCACCUCUAAAAAAAAAAAUUAAUCUAGAUUUUGAAUUAUUGGAUCCGGAUUCAAAUAUUAUGUCAAAGAUAUAUCCUUUAUCACCAAUUCUAACAACAAACUUAGAACAACCUGAAGUUAAUGAAGAUGAAAUAUCGAUCAAUGUAGAUGAAAGUUUACAGAACGAAUCUGAAUAUCUCCCCGGAAUAUCAAGUUUGGAUGAUUCUGAAAAUUUUAUGUGUGAACCAUUAGUUUUAGAAAAAAAAAUUCUGAUCCAUGCAGGCAAUUUCUUCGCCCAGAAAACUUGGUCAACGAUAAAAAAUUGA
Molecule: messenger RNA, 1033 nt
Organism: Bufo gargarizans (Asiatic toad)
Lineage: Eukaryota; Metazoa; Chordata; Amphibia; Anura; Bufonidae
Exons: 2
Coding region: 98-1033 (311 amino acids)
Molecular function (GO): sequence-specific DNA binding
Source: RefSeq, a predicted model, not a curated record